AGUUAGUGUGUGUACUUCCUCAUCAAAAUCGCUUCAAACUAUAAUCGUUGGAGUUGUUUUGUAAACAUAUUGGCUUCCGGGUACUUCACCUACGAAUCUCUGAAGGUUAUACUUCGGACAAGAUGGCAGUGGAAAACUUGUACAAGGUCCUCUUCUUCUUACAGUCUGCAGCCUUCACCUUAUUCAUAAUUAAUUCCUAUCGAAGCCCUAUUAGCGUGCAUACACCAGUCGAGAGACUGCGUGCACAGAGCCACUGUGAGCGGAAACCGAAUGAAACCAGGGAGAUAUUUGUUACAGCAAGGCCCACUGUUUCCCAGACUAAUGAAGUAGUUCCAAUGGUAUUUCGCGGACCUCUUUCAAAUUGUAGUCUUGCUGAUAUCAAGAAGAGACCCGGCGUGGUGAUGCUGACCACGGCAAACCUCGCCUUUGUGGAUGUCGUUCUGAACAUGCUGGAGAGCGUCAGAAGGGUUGGAGUCUGCAUCAACACCACAGUCAUCGCAGAGGAUCGGAAGGCUUAUGAUCUGCUGCUCAAGUACGCCAAGAGCGACCCUGCAGUACAUGUCCAACUAACCAACUCGGGGGAAAUGGACGUCAUAGAACACCCCCGUCGCCAUCGCAGCCAGUACUACGGGAUUAUGAACAAGCGCCAGUCGUACAUGUUGGCUUUAUUGGAACAGGGCCUGGAGGUGCUGUUUUCCGACUCCGACACGUAUUGGUUUCGGGAUCCCUUUCCACACUUCCAGGGAGAUUUUGACAUGUGCCUCCGAGGCCACACCCCAACCAGAAUAAUAAAGAAAACGGACUUCUGCGCUGGUUUCAUAUACCUGAAACCGACCAAUGCGACGAUCCAAUUUGUGAGGGGGUGGGUUGGAGUACUGGAUAGCAACAAGAAAAAGGGAUCUUACACUGCCGAUCAAUCAGUCAUGAACGGACUGCUGAAGGCUGAUAAACCCGUACAUGUGAAUAUCAAAAUGCUGGAGGAGAACCUGUUUCCAUGGGGGCCCACAUUUUUCGACUCGAAGUGGCAGAAGGAAAACCACCCCACGGUAGUGAUGCAUGCUGCUAGUAUACGCGGCCACCCAGCAAAACUGAGCAAAUUUAAGGCAUUUGGUAUGUGGCAUGUAAAUGAAAAAGCUUUGAUGCUAUAGACGUAAAUGUUUAUUAAGUUUUUGAAUAGGCAUAAUCGAUGUAGAUAGUAUAUAUAGCCAUUUGUAAUGACUUCCUCUUUUCUUUUGUACUUACUGUAAACUUAACUGCCAUUCCUCUCAUUUCACCUGUUCGCAAUUGUAACUCAGGAUAGAUUGCUACACUGUAUCAAAUCAACCUCGUCCACACGGUUUACUUGAUUUCAACCUCGUUUCAAAUAGUAGCCCUGGGGUGGGAACUUGCUUCCUGUAUCCUGAUUCGGUAGCGCAAUUAGCAGGUAAUGGAUUUAUAUCGCAUACU
Patiria miniata (bat star) is the source of this 1446-nucleotide messenger RNA. RefSeq names its product UDP-galactose:fucoside alpha-3-galactosyltransferase-like. NCBI's taxonomy places the organism in Eukaryota, Metazoa, Echinodermata, Asteroidea, Valvatida, Asterinidae. The record is from RefSeq and is a predicted model, not a curated record. Gene Ontology annotation, molecular function: glycosyltransferase activity. Bases 123 to 1148 code for a protein of 341 amino acids. Gene Ontology annotation, cellular component: Golgi apparatus. The transcript is spliced from 3 exons.